This is a messenger RNA of Huiozyma naganishii CBS 8797, 1164 nucleotides long. It is a transcript of the gene GCD7, whose product is annotated as translation initiation factor eIF2B subunit beta. NCBI's taxonomy places the organism in Eukaryota, Fungi, Ascomycota, Saccharomycetes, Saccharomycetales, Saccharomycetaceae. Gene Ontology annotation, molecular function: translation initiation factor activity; guanyl-nucleotide exchange factor activity. Bases 1 to 1164 code for a protein of 387 amino acids. Gene Ontology annotation, biological process: translational initiation. Gene Ontology annotation, cellular component: eukaryotic translation initiation factor 2B complex. The transcript has a single exon. The record is from RefSeq and is a predicted model, not a curated record.
AUGUCGACGUCUAACCUGAAGAGUCUCGCCAACAAUAACAACAACGCGAACACGGACAUCAACGUCACGAUCAAUGCGUUCAUCGCGAGGCUGAAGAGGAAGCAGAUCGUCGGGUCGUACGCCAUCGCGCUCGAGACGUUGCAGUUGCUCAAGCGGUUCAUCUCCGCGGCACGGUGGUCGCACGUGAACGAGCUCAUUGAGCAGAUCAGGACUCUGGGGUGCACGCUCGAGAGGGCACAGCCGACUGCGUUCUGCUGCGGGAGUGUCAUACGAAGAGUCCUCACCGUCAUCAGGGACGAGGUCGAGGAGGAUAUGCAGGAUGGGGCACCCGUUGUUGAGGGCACAGCCGCGAACGAGCCCCUCAUUUCGUCCAUGUUCAACCUCUUGCAGAAACCCGAUGAGAAACAACAGCAGUUCUACAACAAGAACCACAGGAAGACGAAGACAGACUUCAGGCAGGUUGCCAUCCAGGGGAUCAAGGAUCUUGUCGACGAGAUCACCAACAUCGAUGACGGGAUACAGCAGAUCGCAAUCGACCUUAUCCACGACCAUGAGAUCCUUCUCACCCCGACACCUGAAUCCAAAACGGUCCUGAAGUUCCUCAUUAGGGCCCGUGAGAGAGCCCACAGAAAGUUCACCGUGCUUGUUUCAGAGGGAUUCCCCAACAACACGAGGAACGCCCACGAGUUCGCCAAGAAACUUGCUCAGCACGACAUUGAAACGAUCAUCAUCCCAGACUCAGCGGUCUUCGCCAUGAUGUCCCGGGUCGGGAAGGUCAUCAUCGGCACAAAGACCGUGUUCAUCAACGGUGGGUCCAUUGCCUCCAGCUCGGGCACAUCCUCCGUGUGCGAGUGCGCGAGAGAGUUCAAGACACCAGUGUUCGCAGUCGCGGGACUGUACAAACUGUCCCCCCUGUACCCGUUCAACGUCGGCAAAUUCGUCGAGUUUGGCGGUUCGCACGAGGUGCUCCCCAAGAUGGACCCGCGCUUCAGACUGGACAUCGUCAACAAGACCACCGCGUACGUCCCACCGGAAAACAUCGACAUCUACAUCACCAACAUCGGCGGGUUCGCUCCAAGUUUCAUCUACAGAAUCGUCUGGGACAACUACAAACAGAUCGACGUCAAUCUAGACGACAAACAGACCAACAAACUGACUGCGUAG